Labeo rohita (rohu) is the source of this 1868-nucleotide messenger RNA. RefSeq names its product sushi, von Willebrand factor type A, EGF and pentraxin domain-containing protein 1. The transcript is spliced from 9 exons. NCBI's taxonomy places the organism in Eukaryota, Metazoa, Chordata, Actinopteri, Cypriniformes, Cyprinidae. The record is from RefSeq and is a predicted model, not a curated record. Gene Ontology annotation, molecular function: protein binding. The coding region runs from base 336 to 1337 and encodes 333 amino acids.
AACUCGUCAUUUGAGAAACUCUUGGACAUUUGGUGUUCAGUUGGUUAAUGUGUCACCCACUUUAAAUAUUACGACUAACAUAUGGAUCGUGCUCAGUUUAAUGUUGUUAGAUGGUACAACAGUAAGGUAAUAAUAAUAGUUUCAGUCUUUGUUUAGGAAUGUGACUGAUCACAUGAUUAGUGUCAUAUGACAUUGAUGAGCGCUCGAAAGAGGGAAUGAGAACAGAAAUCUUCAACAGUUCCCAAUAAUACACUCUUUUAGUAAUACUGUCGUCUACUGUGAUGAAUUCAGACGGAUAAACAGAUGUGGGGACUCCUGAAGUAAACCGCUGGAUCAUGGAGCGUUUGGGAGUUUUGUCUGUUUUCGCCAUCGCUUGUGUUUUGGGAGUGGUGAUGAGUCAGACUACACUCAGUCCUGCUGUGACGAUCACCACAGUCAGUGCAAACAUAACCACUGCCGCUCCCAGCUGCUCCGGCCUCAACAUCUCCACCUGCAAGGCCUGCACUCCUGGCUCUUAUUAUGAUAAUGAAACUCUGCUGUGUUCUUGCUGUCCUGAGGCAGGCCUGUGUGUGUCACCUGGAGCCUGUCGUCUGUGCGCCCAGGGUUUCUACCAGCCUCUAGCAGGACAGCAGGGGUGUCAGCCCUGUUUAUCUGGGUUUUAUAGCAAUGUCACUGGAAGCCCUGUCUGCCAGCCAUGUCCUAAUGGGUCCUACAGUAAUAACACAGGCUCUGUGUCCUGUUCGGCCUGUGCACCAGGUUUCUACACAUCUUUGCAAAAUUCAACAUCAUGUAACCCGUGUCCACAAGGCACGUACUGCAAUUCCUCCAGCUGUAGUCAGUGCCGGGUCUGUCCUGCAGGCUCAGAGGCUCUACAGACCGCUUCCAAAGAAUGCAUGCCUUGUCGUCCAGGAAUGCACAAGCCUUCCCAUCAAACCAUGUGUCAGAUUUGCAGCAGUGGUUUUUAUCAGAUCCACUGGGGCCAAGAGAACUGUGACCUAUGUCCUGAAAACCACUACUGCCCUAGUCCUGAUGUAAAUCCAAUCCAGUGUCCCGCUGAUGCGUUUUGUCCUGAGGGCAGCACGGCCCCAGGUUACUGCAUGGAGACCUUCUUCAGAAAGGCAGGGGAGACGUGUGAACUUGCUCCUGUUACUAUUGCACUGCUUGUUAUUGGUGGAGGAGUGGGUCUUCUCUUCAUCAUCAUUUUGGUUCUGCGGAGGAAAAGAGAUAAUGACAGCGAGCUUUCCCUUGCUCGGACGCCCCUCCUGCGAAAAGAUCGCCCGCCUAGUCGCUUCUACGGAAUCCCUUGUGAUGCAGAGCCUGUUUACGCAGGCUGGUGACAUUACUGUGUACAUCGACCUGUUUUCAGCUGCACAAAUUUUGUAUGAAAGUUUCUGUUUAGAACUUAAAACCAUUCUAAGCUUUAUCUUGGUAACUAUUAAAUAUUUAAAGAAUGAAGACGCACUUUUCUGCAUUCCAUUUUUAAAAUCUGUUUACUACUGACUAUGUUGUGGAGUUACAUCUCUUUUGAUUCUGACUGCUUUUCAAGUCUUGAAAGUGUGAGAAACCAUUCAGUGUUUUGGGGGGGUGGGUUCUUUUGUAUAAAUUUUUGCACCGGAUAUUAUGUUAAGCCAUGGCACUGAAAGACUUUUGGACUAAGUUGCUGGAUUAUGCUUAUUUUGUUCACAGAUGUUUGAAUGUGUUUUUGGUACCACUACAUUUGUCUACCUAGGGUCCUUAAAGUAUAUUGUAUUAUAUAAAUUUGCAGUAUUUCUUGUAUUUAACAUGUGCUGUGUCACAUAUUACUUUUAAAACAAAAUAUUUUGGACCAUUUCCAAGGUUGUAAACUGGAAUAAACAGCUUUUCACAAC